AUGCCUGCUAAUAGCUGCCAUGCUCUCCUAAGUGGGCAGGUUUCAGAGCCCAAGGAAGCCCCCCUGUGCCUGUCAGCCACGAUGGCACAUGCCAACAAGGUGCGUGUGGGGUCCACAUCCCUGGGAAGACCCAGCUGCUGUGUGCCUGCCAGCUGCCACACGGCCUGCCCCCUGCCAGGGACCUGCAACAUCCCUGGAAAUAUUGGAAGCUGUGGGCCCUAUGGUGAAGGUGCCCUGAAUGGCCAUGAGAAGGUGACUAUGCAGUUCCUGAAUAACCGCCUGGCCAACUACCUGGAGAAGGUGCGGCAGCUGGAGCGUGAGAACGCGGAGCUGGAGACCAAGAUCCAGGAGUGGAGCAAGUGCCACGAGUCGACGAUGUGUCCCGACUACCAGAGCUACUUCUGCACCGUGGAGGAGCUCCAGCAGAAGAUCCUGUGCAUCAAAUCUGAGAACAACAGGCUGGUGGUGCAAAUAGACAAUGCCAAGUUGGCUGCCGAUGACUUCCAGACCAAGUAUCAGGCGGAGAACUCACUGCACCAGCUGGUGGAGGCUGAUGUGUGUGGGCUGCGCCGGGCACUGGAUGACCUCACACUCGCCAAGUGCGACCUGGAGGCCCAAGUAGAGUCCCUGAAGGAGGAGCUGCUUUGCCUCAAGAAGAACCACGAGCAGGAAGUCCACACUCUGAGGUGCCAGCUAGGGGACAGGCUACACAUUGAGGUGGACACGGAACCUGCUGUGGACUUGGCCAGGGUGUUGGCACAGAUGCGGUGCCAGUACGAGACCAUGGUGGAGACCAACCGCCAGGAUGUGGAGCAGUGGUUCCAGGCUCAGUCAGAGGGCAUCAGCCUGCAGGCCACGUCAUGCUCUGAGGAGCUGCAGUGUUGCCAGUCAGAGAUCCUGGAGCUGCGCUGCACAGUGAACGCCCUGGAGGUGGAGCUUCAAGCCCAGCAUCACCUGAAAGACUGUCUGCAGAACAACCUGUGCGAGGCUGAGGCCCGCUUUGGCAUGGAGCUGGCCCAGAUACAGUGUCUGAUUAGCACCGUGGAGGAGCAGCUGGCUGAGAUCCGCAGUGACCUGGAGCGGCAGAACCAGGAGUACCAGGUGCUGCUGGAUGUCAAGGCACGGCUGGAGUCAGAGAUCGAGACAUACCGGAACCUCCUGGAGAGUGAGGACUGCAAGUUGCCCUGCAACCCAUGUGCCACCUCAUCCUCCAGCACGUCCAGGCAGCCCCUGUAA
Sorex fumeus (smoky shrew) is the source of this 1236-nucleotide messenger RNA. Its product is annotated as keratin, type I cuticular Ha8-like. NCBI's taxonomy places the organism in Eukaryota, Metazoa, Chordata, Mammalia, Eulipotyphla, Soricidae. Gene Ontology annotation, molecular function: structural molecule activity. Bases 1 to 1236 code for a protein of 411 amino acids. The transcript has 7 exons. The record is from RefSeq and is a predicted model, not a curated record.